Messenger RNA from Pterocles gutturalis (yellow-throated sandgrouse), 1452 nucleotides. It is a transcript of the gene PLEKHG7, whose product is annotated as pleckstrin homology domain containing, family G (with RhoGef domain) member 7. Gene Ontology annotation, biological process: Rho protein signal transduction. Gene Ontology annotation, molecular function: guanyl-nucleotide exchange factor activity. The transcript has 13 exons. Bases 1 to 1452 code for a protein of 483 amino acids. The record is from RefSeq and is a predicted model, not a curated record. Lineage: Eukaryota; Metazoa; Chordata; Aves; Pterocliformes; Pteroclidae.
AUGACCCAAGGCCUUCAAAAUCCAAAAGCUGAAAUUUCCACUUAUUCCCAGUCACACACAGGCCUGAAGGGUAAAGACAAACAGAAGCAAGCAUCUGAUAUGGAAAACUGUCUUUCAACCAUUAAGAUCAUAGACUGCAGCACAUAUGAUUUUUUCUGCUUUAAGAGUAAAUCUUGGCAUGAAUUUAUAAAGGUGCAACAGACUGAGCAGAAAGAUGUCAACAGCCGGUUAGAAGUGAGAAAAGAAGUAGCGGUGUGGGAACUCUUCACAAGUGAAUGCACUUACUUUCUGGAUCAUUUGCUGGUUCUCAAGAUGAUAUUUAUGAACACUCUAAAAUAUCUCCAGAGUAAUGAAUUUCUCUUGGAUGUAGAUUUGUGGAGACUUUUCGCCAACUUAGAAGAGUUAAACAAGAUAAGUCUCAGUUUUGUGCAAACUUUUUUUGAAAUUGUGAAGGACCAUGUCAGCAAGUCAGACUCUCCUAUGGAUUUCAUUUCCAUACUCAGAAAGUUUUUCCAGGGUGACCUUUGCCAGACACACCAGAUUUAUUGCCUUAAUUAUACCUCUGCUGUCUUCUAUUUGGAAAACCUGAAACAGAGAGAAGAUUUCAGCAUCUACCUGAAAUGGUGUGAACAAAACGAACAGUGCAAGAGGCUGCAUCUGCCGGAGCUGCUGGUCGCUCCUUUGCAUCGACUGACACACUAUCCCCUCCUCCUUAACAACAUCUGGAAGAGGACCACUGAUGAAACAGAGAAAGGUUUUAUCUGGUCACUUAAAGAGAAGGUGGAAAAGUCCAUAUGGGAUCUGGAAGGUAAAGUCAAGUGGUUGGACAACUUUCAGAAGUUCAGGCAGCUGCAGGAGGUCAUCAUUUGGCUUCAAGUCUGGGAUCGUGACAAGAGAUUCUUUGUCCCAGAGUGUUUGAAGCAAAGCUUAAGAGAAAACAGCAGUGAAAACAUUCUUUCUUCAGCGAACAGACUUCUCCUUCACGAGGGGAGGCUAGCACUAGCAGAAAGCACAAGACUCCUUGAUGUCUACCUCCUCUUAUUCGAUGAUUUCCUAUUAAUUACCAAAAUUAAACGUAACAAAAAGAAAUACGGGGGCUCAGACACAGGCUUAAUCCCUGUCUGUCCUUCCCUCUCUCCUGAGCUGCAGUCCUUCAUAAGAGAGGGCAGGUGCUGCACAGUCCUAGACCAGCCCAUCCCACUUGACAGGCUGAUACUGAAAAACGUUGACUCCGUCCAUGUUCCAGUCUUCAGCCUGCGAAAUGCUUUCAUAAUACAACAUGAAAAUAGGUAUCGUCAGUGCAUAGCAGUCUUCUUGCUACAAGCUCAGACAGAGACUGCCAAGAAAACAUGGAUGUCACAGAUAGAAACAGCGAUCUCCAAUUACACCAUGCAACAUGAAACCAAGAAAAACACUGUUUUCUGCUUGCCAGCUGAAUCCUCUGAAAUUUAG